Messenger RNA from Eimeria tenella, 648 nucleotides. Its product is annotated as ribosomal protein L17, putative. The transcript is spliced from 6 exons. The record is from RefSeq and is a predicted model, not a curated record. Gene Ontology annotation, cellular component: ribosome; large ribosomal subunit. The annotation marks the transcript as partial. Gene Ontology annotation, biological process: translation. Lineage: Eukaryota; Apicomplexa; Conoidasida; Eucoccidiorida; Eimeriidae. Gene Ontology annotation, molecular function: structural constituent of ribosome.
AUGGGGUUUACCAGCACGUUUAAGCUUUUGAAUUUGGGGAUAAAGCGGAGGACUUGGAGGCGCACGAAGAAGCAGCCGCCGCACCGCUGGGACGCCAUAAGAAACCAGCUGGACCAGCUGCUGCGCUUCGGGCGUUUGGAAACCACCAUAACUCGGGCCAAAGAGCUGCAGCCCUACGCCGAGGAGCUCAUUCACCUCGCCAAACGCGGUCCCGAGAAAACCCUCGCAGUGGAGUCCAUUCUGCGGACUCCAGCUGCUCGGCGGCGUUUGCUGGAGGAGUUCGUUGGGGUGUACGUACACCGCAACUUCUUCUUCACGAGAGUUGUAAAUCAGUUUCGACUUCGAAUGCGCGACGCCGCGCCCAUGGCCUACAUCGAAUUCGUCGACAGACCCGGAGAGCUGCGGCCCGCCCGGCCCGUGGGCACUGAAAGGCAGAAAUAUAUUUGGCAGCAAAUGGAGGAGUCCAGGAGGCAGCGGCGUCUGCUGUGGAACCACGCCAGCAAAAUGGGCCUUUUAGACUCCUCAGGCGUUCUCCUCAAACCCCACAUCUUCUCCAAGCCCCAGGGGGCCCCCGGGGCCCCCCCUGGGGGCCCCCCUGAGGGGGGGCCCCCAGGGGGCCCCCCAAUGGGGGCCCCCGUUUGGCCCGGG